Molecule: messenger RNA, 954 nt
Organism: Darwinula stevensoni
Lineage: Eukaryota; Metazoa; Arthropoda; Ostracoda; Podocopida; Darwinulidae
Source: the annotation of a GenBank genome assembly
AUGUUCGCGUCCGUCCGGGCUCCCUCUGUUUCUCUUGCCGCCGCGAACAUCGGGGCCGGCGACGACGCGUCCUCGGACCCGCGGCAGCUGCUCGCCCAGCUGCUCCUGGGCAAGUACUUGAACGAGGACGGGAAGAGCGUGGUGCGAGCGCGGCACGCCCAGCCGGAGGUCCCGAGGCCCGCUCCCGCGAUCCAGAGGCUGUCGCAGAGGGUUAAAAGCCCGGAGCCCGGCGCGGGGAAGCCGGCGCUGCGAUCCGCGCCCGCGCCCGCGCCCGUGCCCGAUCCGCCCGACGUGCUGUCACUCGCGGGAGGGAAAUGCGAGAACUGCCUGGAAGGCGAUUCCGCCAACGACGCAAACUGGUACAAAGCCAUGCAGUUCUGCCGCUACCACGGCAUGCACCUGGCGAGCAUCACAUCGCAGGAGGAAAACGAGCAACUGGAGAAGGUCAUCACGAGCAGAGGUCUUGGCAACGAGCACUUCUGGACUUCCGGGACCGAUCAGGGAGAAGAGGGAGAUUUCUUCUGGCUCAGCACGGGUCAGCCGGUGACGUACACGAACUGGAACGCCGGGGAGCCGAACAACUUCAUCUACGAAAACGGGGAGGAAGAGCACUGCCUCGAACUGUGGAAUCGAGAUGGCAAAGGAUUGAAGUGGAACGACACACCGUGCUCGUUCCAAACGUAUUUCGUGUGCGAGAUCAUGUGAGGCAAGUUUUCCACGUCUGUUCCUGAGAGAUGACGCUUAAAGACCGACAACGAAGGCAUAAAGUAGCUCGCUCAACAAUACCAUAACCUGUCCUAUGGACAGAUCAGGUCCAUUCUCGGUAUGAACUUCGAACUCCCAAUGAAGAAAAAAAAUAUGCAUGCAUUCCCAGGCAUGAAUACAGACAUACACGUAUGGCAUUCGUACAAAUGUGAAACAAAUCCUGACAUACGAUGAACGUUCCUGGAGGGC